Molecule: messenger RNA, 4239 nt
Organism: Closterium sp. Naga37s-1
Lineage: Eukaryota; Viridiplantae; Streptophyta; Zygnematophyceae; Desmidiales; Closteriaceae
Source: the annotation of a GenBank genome assembly
AUGUCUGGACCUGAGGAAAGGGGUGGCAGAGGUGCUGGUGGCAGUGGAGAAGCUCAAGCUCAAGGCCAACCCCGUGAUUCAGCCAUGGCGCCCAUGCAACCAAGUCUUGGCCCACCUAGGGAUGAGCCUAGGGUGUUUGGGCUUGACAAGUUCAACGGUGACAACUUUGCUGAAUGGUCCUUCAAGAUGGAGAACAUGUUUGACCACUAUGACCUGCUGGAGGUGAUGGAAGGAACGGAGAAGCGCCCCGAGAACGACCCGGAGAAGAGCCCGUGGGUGCGGAAGAGCGCACAAGGCUAUCUCUUACUUGGGCAAGCGUUGGGGAGCAGUCAGAUCCGUCACAUCAAGCCAUUCCAGCGUGAACCAGAGAAAGGACCAAAGGCAUGGGCUGCUCUCAAGGGUGUACAUGCUCCUGCAACAGCGGCGGUAGCGGUGGUGUUGGAACGGCAAAUGGCGGCACUACGAAUUGAAGAAGACGAAGCGGUUGAAGAAGGGGUGCAGAAAUUCUUCGACUUGUUGACGCGGCUUGAGGGAGCUGAUUUGAACUACAGUGAGCUCCAAAAGAAGACCAAGUUGCUGGCCUUACUCCCAGAGUCAUGGUCCUCGCUCAUCAUCAACCUUAAUCGCGACUUGCCCCGCCUCUCGCUUGAAGACGUGAAGCGAGCUAUCCUUCAAGAGGAUUUCCGCCGCCGUGAGUUGGUGAGUGCGGAUGGCGCUGGGGCAGCGAGCAUCGGCCGUGGAUAUGGUCGAGGAAGAGGCAGAGGACGAGGGGGAGGAAGGUUUGGUGGCAGCAACUUCGGCGGAGGCCGCAGGAGUGGCGGUUACGGCAGCGACGACAAGAGCUACGGACGCGGUCGCGGCCAAUUCGACGGCGAGUGUCACUAUUGCCACAAGAGCGGACACAUGUGGCGCGACUGCUACGAACUCCCUGAUGGUUGGACCCCUGCUCAAGGCCAAGAGGGUAGAGGAGCAGGAGGAGGGAGAGGACGAGGCCGUGGAGGCCGUGGCGGUCGCGGUGGCGGAGCUGCAAACAUGAAGAGCGGAGACAACGACAAGGACCCGAGCGACGAUCGAUACCCGGGUCUAUUCUACUUCGUCAUGACACCUCGCCCGGACUUGCUCACCGAACUCGAGCCGUCACCGGUGAAGCAUGUCACAUCGGCUUUGGGGCAGCGAGCAGAGGUGAAAGGCAUGGGCAAGGCCAUGUUCAAGGGUGCUGAUGGGAAGAUGGUGGGCCUCAAGAACGUGCUUUGGGUGCCCAGCCUUGCUGCAAACCUGAUUUCCGUGCGGCGGUUGGCAAAGGCCGGCAUGGACACGAACUCGAAGGGAGCCAAGACCUACACCGCAAGGCUUGGCGAUCGAAUUCUUUGGGACCUUCAUGAGGACAGGGAUGUCUACAACGAGAUGUGGCAGAUCCCAGUGGUCCCUAUGCCUAAGGAGAGGCAAGUGGCAGCAAGCAUCAGCACCAAGGAUGGAGCGGUCGGUAGCGACGAUGGCGCGAACGGUCGCGCUAAGGAGAAUGAGCUCAAGAAGAGCAAACCUGGAGGGACCAGCAAGUUCAGUGAACCUAAGGAGAGUGGUGCAGCAACCAAGGAGCAGCAAAAGGGUGAGGAGAACCCAGAGGCAGCAGCGGAGGAGGACUACGGAGAGAGUAUGUGGGGCGCUAUUGCGAGCGCGGCAUUCUCCAAUCCAACUUCGGCUACGGGGGAGUGUGAUUGGCUCAUCUUGCAUCGGCGCAUGGGGCAUGUGGCCCUGCCCAUCUUGCAGCAGCUAGUGAAGAAUGAGAUGGUUGCUGGCAUACGUGUGAAGGGGGAGCCCGAUGAGGUGCUUGGCUGCCCGACGUGCAUUCAAGCCAAGUUCACCCGGUUUCCGUUCCCUAGUUCGGAGGCAACGGCAAAGGCACCGCUUGAUGAGGUGGUGAUGGACGUGGUGGGCCCCCUGAAGCUUGGAGCUGCUGGAGCUGAGUAUUUUCUCACCAUUGUCGACGUCUACACCCGCAUGACUUGGGUGUACGUGCUGGCCAAGAAGAGCGACGUGGCUGAAACGUUGAAGACGGAUUGGUUCCCGAUGGUGGAGCGGCAACAAGACCGUCUAGUCAAGUCAAUCCGCACCGAUCGAGGGGGAGAGUUCCUGAGCAAGGAGUUUGGGUUGUGGCUGAAGAAGAAUGGUAUUCGGCACUCCCUCACCAUGCCAUACUCCCCUGCAAUGAACGGCAUCGCCGAGCGAGCGAACCGCACAAUCACGGAGGCGGCACGCGGGUUGCUCAUUGAAGCCGGGCUACCCGACUAUUUCUGGCCUGAUGCGGUGCGGAGCGCGUGUGUGGCCAAGAACAGAGCCUUGACUCAUGUGGGAGCAGACAAAUGGGUGCCCUAUGUGGAGUGGAUUGGAAGGAAGCCAAAGGUGGAUAUGCUUCGGGUGUUCGGGUGCAUGUGUAUGGCGCUUGUGCCUAAGCAUCUUCGGCACAACAAGCUUGGUGCCAAAGCGAUUUGGGCCGUGCACUUUGGCAUGGCUCAAAACAGCAAGGGGUGGCUUCUUUGGGACCCAUUCACCAAGAAGUUCUUGGUGAGCAGGGACUGCAAGUUCAUGGAGAACUUCAUGUACAAGGAUUGGAAGGCGGAGAAUGAGGCGAAGAUAGGCGUGCGGUUUGGGGAGGUGAAGAGUUCUGGUUUGGAGCAUGUGGAGCUGCCUUUGGAGCUGAGCAGUGGCAGCACAACCACAAGGCAAUCCUCCCUUGUGAAUGGGGGAGAGGAGGCCAAUGAUGCAGAGGAAGAAGAGGAGGAGGUGCAGCAAGUGAGCGAGCGUGCACCGUCACUCCCUUCCCGUACUACGAGUGCUCCACGGAUUCGAGCCACACCGCAGCAACGCCAAGGCCUUCAAGUCCCUGCAGCUGAGGAGGAAGGAAGGGGGAAGAGGAGAGUUCAACCCCCUAAUAGGCUGACCUAUGAUGCGCCGGGAAAGCAGGGCAAGACAGCCCUGGCCGGAGCGGCAAUGAUGGUCGGAGACGACGAGGAGAGUGACUACGAGGAGUGUGCCUUCGCGUUCUUCUCUCCGGUGGAGAUGCCGGGAGAACCAGCAACUCUCAAGGAGGCUUUGGAGAGUAGUGAUGCUGAGGAGUGGAAGAAGGCCAUGGAGAGUGAGCUGAAGAGCAUCGAGGAGAAUGACACGUUUGAAUUGGUGGAGCUACCGGAGGGGCGUACGGCGAUAACGUCCAAGUGGCUCUUCAAAAUCAAGUCGGAUGCCGACGGCAAGAUCGAGCGCUACAAGUCUAGGCUUGUAGCCAAGGGGUACCAGCAGAAGGAGAAGGUGGACUUCAAGGAGCUGUUUGCCCCUGUGGUGAAGACGACGACGCUGCGAACCCUAUUCGCGGGAGCCGCCAUCAAAGGAUGGGUAGCAAAGCAAAUGGACAUCGUAACGGCAUUCCUUAACGGCAUCCUUGAGGAGGAGAUUUUUAUGGCGCAGCCAGAGGGGUUUGAUGAUGGUAGUGGCAGAGUGUGGAAGCUGAAGAAGGCCCUCUAUGGGCUGAAGCAGGCCCCUAGGCAAUGGUACAUGAAGCUGCGCGAAGUGUUGGAGGGGAUCGGCUUCACUCCCUCAACGGCCGAUCACUCCUUGUUCAUGCUUGGCGAGGGGGAGCAGAGGAGUUUCAUGGUGGUUUAUGUGGAUGACAUCCUCAUUUUCUCACCCUCUUCUGACCUUGUGAAGGAGGUGAUGCUGAAGCUUCAAGACAAGUUCAAGUGCAAGGCCCUUGGUGACGUGAGCUUCUACCUUGGGCUCCACAUCGAACGAGAUGUGGAGAAGCGGUGCAUGCGGGUGCAUCAACGAAAGUACCUGGAGGCAUUGGCUGCCAACUUUGGGCAGAGUGAAGGCCAUGUGGCUACACCCUUUCCCUCUGGGUUCAAGUGUGUGAAGGGACCAGAGGAGGAGAGCGUUGGUGAAGAGGAGAGGCGCCGAUUUCACUCGUUGGUGGGCAGCCUCAUGUAUGCGGCGGUAAACACCCGACCGGACGUCGCGUUUGCUACCGGGCAGCUGGCUAGGGUUGUGCAAUGCCCUAAUGAGGAGCAGGUAGCAGCUGGAAUGAGGGUGGCCAAGUAUCUUGGCCAAACACCGACCGUUGGGCUGCAAUACUCGGCGGCGGCACAAAGGCGCCAAAAGGGCGCGGAUGGUGUUGAACCCGGGCGUUUGUUCCUCACCGCCUACUCGGAUGCUUCAUAUGCAUCAGAACCAGAGGACAUGACAAGUUGA